UGGGGGCCCAGAUCGGGAGCCGCGGUCUGGGGCCCAGGCAGCUGCUGCGCCCAGCGCAGCCGGCGGCGGGACCGCCACAGCCCCGUCGGCCAUGAACUCGGGACCAGAGCCCCGGACACCCCGGACAUUAUUCAGCAUCGCCGACAUCCUAGGCCCGCGCCUGAUCCCCCGAGGACCCUCUACGUCCCAGCUUCCAGAGUCGAGUCCUGGUCCCACGUCGCCUCUGUGCGCGCUGGAGGAGCUGACUAGUAAAACUUUCCGCGGAUUUGACUGGCACGCUCCGGAGCCCUCUGAAGGCCGCGCCGCCCCAAGUGCUCUGGGCCCUGGCCAGGCUGGCCGCAGACGGCGAAAGUCACGCACGGCGUUCACUGCGCAGCAGGUGCUGGAGCUGGAGCGACGCUUCGUCUUCCAGAAGUACCUGGCGCCUUCAGAGCGCGACCGGCUGGCGGCGAGGCUCGGCUUGGCCAACGCACAGGUUGUCACGUGGUUCCAGAACCGGCGAGCCAAGCUCAAGCGCGACGUGGAGGAGAUGCGCGCCGACGUGGCCUGGUUGCGCACGCUGUCUCCCGAAGUUCAGUGCCGCCUCUCGCUGCCUGACGGCACCCCAUGCCCCGUCCCUGGCCGGCCUGACUCCGGACCCCACCUGUCAGAAGAGGAGAUAAAGGUGGACUAAUGAAGGCAAAGCCGCCGCCGCCCUGGGUACCUGGAUCCCCGACUCCUUGCCUCCGUGCUCCGCGCCCUGUCUGGGUACUAGGGUGGAGGGAGGGUGUGGAUCUGGCCUCCUCUGGCUCACAGUCCACUCACUCACUUUUCCCAAUUGUUGAGAAUAAAAUGGAGACUCAGUCGCUCGACGCCUCAAUCUUGGCGCCCCAGAACAGCA
Molecule: messenger RNA, 880 nt
Organism: Panthera uncia (snow leopard)
Lineage: Eukaryota; Metazoa; Chordata; Mammalia; Carnivora; Felidae
Gene: LBX2
Product: ladybird homeobox 2
Exons: 2
Coding region: 92-673 (193 amino acids)
Molecular function (GO): DNA binding
Source: RefSeq, a predicted model, not a curated record